AUGCAGUCAGAUGACUUUUUUGGAAGAACAUUUAAGACUGUUAAUAGCAGCAUGGGUCCAUCUUCAACAGUAAAUGCCCUGGGGAAAGUUGAUACUAAUGGACAGAACAAUGGAACACCAGCAAUGCCCAAAAUGGGUGUAAGGGCAAGAGUUUCUGAAUGGCUGCCAAAAAAGGAUUCAGUAGAAGAAAGGUGCAGCAAAAUGUCAUUAAAAUAUCGAACUCGAUUAAGUUAUGAGAGCAUUUCUUUAAGUUCAGAUGGAAAAAAUGAACAGACUGAUAUGAACGAGAAACCUUUUGAUCCAGAAUUGUUGCAGAUUAAAUAUUUAAAUGGAGAUGUCUUUUGUCAUUCACCUCACAGGGGGCUAUUACAUCCUAUAAGGCAGAGAAGUAACAGUGAUGUUACCAUCAGCGAUACUGAUACAGAUGAUAUUCUUGACCAAAAUGCUGUUAAUCCAAACACUGGAGCAUCUCUACAUCGAGAAUAUGGGAGUACAUCCUCAAUAGACAGGCAGGGUUUGUGUGGAGACAGCUUGUUUGCAAUGAUCAAAGGUUAUAGAAUGGACAAUAUGGACCAAGCAAAUCUGACGCAGUUUUCUGAGGUUUUCCAUUACGAUGCUGCUGUUUCUACAAGUAUGCGCUCUGCUGGACAAGUUUCUAGGAGUCCCUUUGUUAGCAUUUCAGAUUUGGAUUAUUUGGACAGCUCUUUGUUGGCUGGGAAAAAAAGAGACCGGCUGUUUAAGAAAUAUUUGAGAACACAGUCUUUUGAGCCCGCUCUGUUUCAGCAGCAGAGAAGUGUAUCAAGCGAGCCUGAUGUUUUAAAGUGCUCCUUUGACGUUGAAGAUGGUAGCUUUGAAAAGAGUAUGCAUCCGUGGACAUGUGAAAAAAGUUUUGCCCACUAUGACGUACAAAGCAUUUUGUUUGAUGUCAAUGAAGCCAUGGAAACUCAGGCUAACAUUGCAAAAAGAAAAAAUAUAACCACGGGGGCAUCGGCAGCAUCGCAGUCCUCUAUAGCUGGAAGCCAGUCUGGGGGCUGCGACUCUGCUGUAGACAACAAAGAGGAUCCUGACACUAAAACCACUCUGGAAACUGAUGAAGGUGACGGUAAAAGCAACGAUAUUAUUUUGAGCUGUCCAUACUUCAGAAAUGAGAUCGGAGGGGAAAAUGACAGACAGAUUGCCCUUUCAAGGGCAAAUUCUCUUGCCUUGACUACAGGUGAAAUGUGUUCCUUUGAAUCAUCACUCAGUUCUCACUGUACUAAUGCUGGUGUCUCUGUUCUUGAAGUGCCAAGGGAGAACCAACCUAUUCACAGAGAAAAAGUGAAGCGUUACAUCAUAGAGUACAUUGACCUUGGAGCAUACUAUUAUAGAAGGUUCUUUUAUGGAAAAGAGCAUCACAAUUACUUUGGAAUAGAUGAUCAUUUGGGACCUGUAGCGGUCAGUAUCCGCAGGGAGAAGGUGGAAGGGAUCAAAGAAAAAGAAGUGUCUCCUUUCUGUUACCGAAUUGCUUUCAGAACCAGUGAGCUUACAACUCUCCGGGGGACAGUUUUAGAAGAUUCAGUGCCAUCAACAGCAAGGCAUGGUUUAGCACGUGGCCUUCCUCACAAAGAAGUGCUUGAAUAUGUCAUACCGGAGCUUAAUGUGCAGUGCCUUCGACAAGCUCUGAACUCUCCAAAGGUCCCAGAGCAACUACUCAAACUAGAUGAACAAGGGCUGAGCUUUCAACACAAAGUUGGCAUUCUGUACUGCAAAGCAGGACAGAAUACAGAAGAGGAGAUGUACAAUAAUGAAACUGCAGGGGCGCCUUUUGAUGAGUUUCUCGAUCUCUUGGGACAACGUGUACGUUUAAAGGGAUUUAAUAAAUACAGAGCACAACUAGAUAAUAAAACUGACUCUACAGGAACACAUUCCCUUUAUACAACUUACAAGGAUUAUGAACUCAUGUUUCAUGUCUCUACAAUGCUACCAUAUAUGCCCAAAAACAGACAACAGCUGCUAAAACACCGGCACAUGGACAAGGAUCUUCUCCAAAUAUCACUUUAUUUUAAUUCAAUCCGUGAUCUGAAAAGCAGAGAUGUUGCUGUUUCAAGGUCAAAAGAUGUUCCAUCUUUUGGUCCACCUUUACCCAAAAGUGUGACAUUUCCCAAAUCAGCUGUUUUCAGGGAUUUUCUUCUUGCCAAAGUGAUCAAUGCAGAGAAUGCAGCACACAAGUCAGAAAAGUUUCGAGCAAUGGCUACAAGAACACGACAAGAAUACUUGAAGGAUCUGGCAGAAAACUUUGUUUCAACAGCUACUGUUGAUAGUUCAGUAAAAUUUAGUUUCAUCUCGCUUGGAGCCAAAAAAAAGGAAAAGGUGAAACCAAAAAAAGAGGCUCAUUUGUACAGCACAUGUGCUAUUGUUUGGAAUGUUAUAGCCCGGGACUUUGGACUUUCUUCUGACAUUGAAUGUUUUCUUGGAAUAUCCAAUGAGUUUGUGGUCCUUGUUGAGAAGGAAUCCAAAAAUGUGGUUUUUAAUUGCUCUUGUAGAGAUGUAAUUGGCUGGACAUCUGGAUUAAUGACCAUCAAACUAUUUUAUGAACGAGGGGAAUGCAUUGUUCUGUCUUCCACAGACAAUUGUGCUGAAAGUGUUCAAGAGGCUGUUCAAAGACUGGAAAUAGUCACUAGGGGCUGUGAAACCAAAGAAAUGAUUCUGAGGAGGAACAGUCUCGGUCAGCUUGGCUUUCAUGUAAAUUUCGAAGGAAUUGUUGCUGAUGUGGAACCAUUUGGGUUUGCAUGGAAAGCUGGGUUACGGCAAGGGAGCCGUUUGGUUGAAAUUUGCAAGGUGGCAGUGGCAACUCUGACUCAUGAACAAAUGAUAGACUUUCUUCGUACUUCAUCUACAGUAAAAGUGGUGAUUAUACAACCGUUUGAAGAUGGCUUGCCAAGAAGGGGUUUUUCAGAACUCUGCCGAAUGCCAGUGGUGGAAUAUAAAGUUGACAAUGAAGGCACGCCGUGUGAAUAUAAAACGCCCUUCAGACGCAAUACUACUUGGCACCGUGUGCAGACUCCAGUCGGACAGCUUAAUUCUUGUGCCUCUCCAGUUUUAGGAAGUACUGACAGGUUGCAGUGCCAGCAGUUUCUUCAACAAUCACAGGCCGGUAUUCCUCGUAGCACAUCUUUUGGCAGGAAGAUGUCAGACAGUACAAGGCCAAUUCAAGAUAUUGAAGGUCCGCAAAUAUCCCAGGGCCAUAUUAAUGAUGCAAACCAGCAUUACAGAAGUUCACCAAGUAACCAGUCUUCCUCCAGUGACCCAGGGCCUGUUGCAAGUGUUCAAUGGAGACAUCAUAUAGGAUUUGAUGGGUGUCAGUCACCAAUAUUACAUGGAAAUCAAGAAUUUGUUUCAACAGAAUGUGAAAUAAUUGGAGAUUGUGAAGAGAAUUUGGAUGCCCUCAAACAUUCUGAACACUGGCUUAUGUCACCGGAUAAAAUGAUUGGUUCCUUUAAAGAAAAGACUGUGCAGAAAGAAAGCAAGAUAUCUCCAAACAGACAUUUACAUAUUACAGAUCGGAGUUGUUUGACCCAUUCAAGCAGUAAUACUCUUUCCAGCAGUGCAUCUAGCAAUAGUGAUGAGAAGUCAUACUGUUCUGGAGACCUCAUGGACCCUGAAUUACUUGGCUUGACAUAUAUCAAAGGAGCCUCAACAGACAGUGGGAUUGAUACAGCACCAUGCAGCAUGCCCUCACAAGCUAUGGCUUCAGUACUUCAUACAAGCAGCAGAUCACACCAUAUAGCAGAACAGAUGGUUCCGUGGAACAACUCCUCAGAGGAUGCAGUACCAGAUAAUGACCAUGGAAACCUAUAUUAUGUCCACAGUUACACAGCAGAUGGAAGCAUUGGAGAUUUUAGUGAGUUGUCCUCACAUUCCAGUGGGUCACGUCAUUCAGGAAGCCCUUCAUCACAAUGUCCUAAAAACAGUGGAACACUGGAUACUUCAAAAGUGUACAUUGUUCCCCAUUCUGGCACACAUAAGAAAUCUUUCCAAAGGCAAGAGUCUAUGAGCAAAUAUGUAAUUGGAUGGAAAAAGUCAGAGGAUACUUCUCCUGGGGAAUGUGAUACAGAAUGUCAGGGUGAAGAGGACUUGUCUUCAUCCAGUUUGCUACAGAAUUCAUGCGUAGAGGAUGAAAAUGAGCACCAGCAUGUCUUGCCAAAGGAAGAUUUCUUGAAAAUGAUGUUGUCUGACAGUUCACGUGCUGAAGAAGAAAAAACAAAGUACUCAGCUUAUGGAAGUUUGUCACCGAGACCUUCACUUUACCGGACGCUUUCAGAUGAAAGUAUAUGCAGUAACCGCAGGGGGCAUGUCUAUGCCAGCUCUCAUAGUUCAUUAAUUGACCAGGUUUCAACAAAUGACAUAUUGUUUAGCACGACACCCCCAUACAGAAGUACACCUCCUAUUUUGAAUGAUUUGAACACUGCCAUGGCAAAUCUAAAAAAAGACUUUUGGUUUUCUGAUGGGUCACUCUCCGAUAAGUCAAAACUUAAUGAUCCAGAUAUAUUACCCCUUCCGCAAUCAGCAACAGGCUUGGAUUGGCCACGACUUGUAAAUGCUGCAAGAGCCUUUGAAGAUCAAUGCAUGGAAUCAUUUUGCACUUUAAAUGACAUGGAGUACGGACAGAGCUUUAAAGCAUCUCAAACACAAUCUUCUGGCUCCCACUCUGUAAAUGAGAAAGACUAUGGUGAUGCUGCUGGGCAGAGCUCUGCACUCACUGGAAAAGUAAACCAACUUGAAGUCAUUCUGAAAAAGCUACAAACAGAUCUUCUUAAAGAAAAAGAGCACAAGGCAAUGUUACAGGCUGAAGUGCAUCAUUUGCGUCAACAUAACAUAAGGCUUCAAGAGGAAUCCCAAACCGCUUCAGCUCAGCUACAUAAAUUUACAGAAUGGUUCUUCAGCUCGGUGGAGAAGAAAAACUAAUUUUUUUUAAAUAAUAUGUACAUUUACACUGAC
This is a messenger RNA of Nanorana parkeri, 4977 nucleotides long. RefSeq names its product signal induced proliferation associated 1 like 2 (gene SIPA1L2). Lineage: Eukaryota; Metazoa; Chordata; Amphibia; Anura; Dicroglossidae. The record is from RefSeq and is a predicted model, not a curated record. The coding region runs from base 1 to 4944 and encodes 1647 amino acids. The transcript has 21 exons. Gene Ontology annotation, cellular component: cytoplasm. Gene Ontology annotation, molecular function: protein binding; GTPase activator activity. Gene Ontology annotation, biological process: regulation of small GTPase mediated signal transduction; activation of GTPase activity.